AUGAAUAAAGAACAAGAAGGAAUUACAUACAGUAUACUACGUAUAACUGAUAUUGCUCAAGAACCACAUGAUUUUCUUUUACCUAUUAGUGGUUACGAAUAUAUGCCUCUUGUUUCAUUAGAAGUCGCUGUGGAAAAAAUUAUUGAUCUUCUACCAGAUAUUAAGAAUUAUGUUCAUAUAGCUUGCCAAAGAUGUGAACAUUCUAUUAAUGGACUUACACAAGAUGAGUCAGCAGCAAUUACGUUGUAUACAAUGGGAUGGGAACCACAUGAUCAAUGUCUUUAUUUCGUUUUAAAUACUACUUUACGUUCAUCGGAUCGACAACAAUUAGAACCAUGGUAUCUCUAUCUAAGACUUCUUUUGAAUGGUUUAUUUCGUCUUCCAAAUAUAAGUGCAAUUGUUUACAGAUGUAUCAAUUUAGAUCUAAGCAGCAAAUAUAUUUUAGGCAAGACUAUAACAUGGUGGGGCUUUUCAUCAUGUACUAUGUCAUUGAAUACUUUACAAUCAGAACAAUAUUUUAGUCAAACAGGUCCAAGAACAUUAUUUAUUAUUGAAUGUCAUUCAGGUAAAGAUAUUCGUAAACAUUCAUAUUUUUCAUCAACUGAUGAAUUACUUCUUUUGGCUGGUACAUCAUAUCAAGUUACUGAUUAUCUUCAUCAAGGUGAUCUACAUAUAAUUUAUCUCAAAGAAAUUCGAUUAAUCUAUCCACUUUUGCAACCAAUACAUCCACCAAUAAUGUCCAAGUUAAAUAAUUCAUAUCCAUCUGUAUCAACAAAUUCUAACAUAUUAUUGAAAACAACAUCUGCGCCAAUAUUCCAAUCAACAGAUACAAUACCAUUACCAGUUCAGUUUCGAAAUCCAAGACUAGAAAAAAUAAUGCAAGCGAAACAAAGUAAAUCAGAAUUAUCUCUGAUUUCCAUGGAACUUAUAGAUCAAGAUAUGGAAAUUGUGGCUUUUUAUAUAUCACAAGAUGACAUAAAGUUGACUUCACUCAAUUUGGAAAAUAAUCGAAUUGGUAAUGGUGGAGUUCGAUAUCUGAGUAAUGUAUUACAAAAAAAUAAAACUCUCACUGCACUCAAUCUCAAAAACAAUCGAAUUGGAGAUCAAGGAAUGCAGCAAUUGAGUAAUGCAAUACAUAAUAACACGUCAUUAACAAUACUCGAUCUUUCUGAAAAUCAAAUUGGAAAUAAAGGAAUACAAUAUUUAAGUCAUGUAUUACAACAUAAUACAAUACUUACUUCACUCAAUCUUAAAAAUAACCAAAUCGGAGCUGAAGGUGCACAAUAUUUGAGUGAAGCACUUCAAUCUAAUACAACUUUAACAUCACUCUCUCUCGAACACAAUCAAAUCGGACAUGGAGGAAUAGUAAAUCUUGCCAAUGCUUUAUUACGAAAUAAGACACUCACUUCAUGUAAUUUGAAAAAGAAUAAUAUCAAAGACAAUGGAAUUCAACAUCUAAGUUAUGCAUUACGACAAAAUUCUACGCUUGUAACACUCAAUCUUGAAAGCAAUCAUAUUAGUAGUGAAGGCAUAAAAUAUCUCAGUGAUGCAUUACGAAAUAAUACCGCUCUGACUUCACUUUGUCUUAAUUCUAAUCGAAUUAAAAGUGAAGGCGUGAAAUAUUUGAGCGAUGCAUUAAAACAAAAUACAGUAUUGACAACACUUAGUCUCUCUUCAAAUCAAAUUAAUGAAAAUGGAGCACAGUAUUUAAGUAAAGCAUUAUGGCGUAAUACGACACUUACGACACUCAGUUUGUCUUCUAAUGAAAUUGGAGAAAUUGGAGUACAAUAUCUAAGUGAUGCAUUGAGACAUAAUUCGACACUGACUACACUUAACCUAGAAAAUAAUAGAAUUGGAAAUAAUGGAUUUGAUACUUUACGAAAUACUAGAACAUUCACCAUAUCCUAUUUCGAUUGUGUUAAGACGCGAGAUGAAGGUGUAAAAUAUCUAAGUGAUUCACUACGACAAAAUACCACACUUACUACACUUAUACUUAGUUGUAAUGAAAUCGGAAAUGCUGGUGCUGAAUAUUUAAGUGAUGCAUUAGUACAUAAUUCCACACUUACUUCACUCGAUAUUUCUUUUAAUCGAAUACAAUAUGAAGGGGCACAAUAUUUAAGAGAUGCAUUAUUACAAAAUAAAACACUCAGUAUACUUGAUUUGGGAUAUAAUGAUGUUGGUGAACAAGGUGCGCAAUAUUUAAAUGGUGCAUUACAACAAAAUAAAACACUCACGAUACUUAAUCUUUGUUCAAAUCAUAUCGGAAAUAAAGGAACUCAAUAUCUAUGUGAUGCAUUACGUAAUAAUACAACACUUAAGAAAGUCAAUCUUUGUUUCAAUCAGAUCGGAGAUCGAGGAGCUCAAUUAUUAUAUUAUGCCUUCCAACAUAAUACAGUGAGUUGA
Molecule: messenger RNA, 2403 nt
Organism: Adineta steineri
Lineage: Eukaryota; Metazoa; Rotifera; Eurotatoria; Adinetida; Adinetidae
Source: the annotation of a GenBank genome assembly